CAACAAUGACCCACCUGAAUCCAGUGAAGCGGCAAAAAAUCGAAAAAGAAGGGAGCGAUAUGCGUCAAAUGAAGAACGACGCGCACAAAUAAACUCACAGCGAAGAAUUGCCUAUGCAACAAUGGACCCAGAAAAAAAGUGCAAAAUGCUAGACGAAGCCAAUAAAAAACGUAGCGCCGCAUAUCAUGCGUCCAAAGCCUUAUCCAACCAACGUCUUCCCCUUGGUAUUACGUUGAACGUAUAUUCACUCAUACAACUGUCCUAUUCCUUCAAAAACCUGAUUCGUUUUUCUUUUCCUUUCCUCAAAUGUAUGUACUAUGAUACACCACAGGCAGCACAUGUGCAAAUUUUGUCAACAAACAGCAGGGUGGCGAAUUUUCCUGGUGAUACAAGUGUCACACAAUCCUUGAUUCCCACAUAUAACAUGUCACUUCCCUCAGAACCUUCUCUGCUUAAACAAUGUCUACCGUGCCACCAUUGUGGGGCCGUGCGCAUUCAAUACGAAUCACCGGGAUUUUGUUGCUCAGCUGGUCAAACUGUUUUGGUAUCUAACAAGAUUCCUUCAAUCUUGAAACGAUACUUCUAUGAUAAUGAUUCUGUAGCUCGCCAAUUUAAGGCAUGUGUACGCACAUACAACAACACGUUUGCCUUCACAUCUCUAGGCGUACACAACUACGACAGAGAUUUGGCACGAAGGAAUAAGGGCAUAUACACAUUCAAGGUACAUGGUCAAAUGUAUCACUUCAUUAAUGAUUUGAUACCUAACAACGAUCGACCUAAAAACCUGUAACUAUAUUUCUUUGAUAUGGAUCACGAGGUCCAAAAUAGAGUGGACGGAGCAGAAAGGAUGGAUAGUAGCAUCAUGAAGGACCUUAUAACCGUUCUUGACAGCAACCCAUAUUCACAAUUCUUUCGAAGCCUUAAAGAUGUAUCCAGCUUGGAAGAUUGUAACAUUAUCAUUCGAUCAAACAUAAAGGUGGAUCAGCGACUUUACAACAUGCCAACUGUGUCUCAGGUAGCAGCAAUUUGGGUUGAAGAAUCAGAUGCCGUGGGUGAGAGUCAACGAGACAUACGCGUGUACGCAAAAAGGGGAAGAUCACAUUAUGUGCAAUACUACUACAGUUGUUAUGAUCCAUUACAGUACCCACUCCUUUUUCCCUAUGGCGAGAGCGGUUGGCACGCUGGCAUACCAAAACUUCCCAAACAGGUCGGCCCACGCACCAAGUCACGACAACCGACCAUGCAACCAACGAGUGUGGCCUCAAUAUACAUGUUGUUUGAGAGAGAAGCUCAAAAUAAUGUUGUUGCUAACAAAAGGGACAAUGUGUCAUGUCGAGAGUAUUCUGCAUACCACUUCCAAGUACGUCACAAAGAUGAGUAUAUCGUUCUCCACUCCGGCAGACUCUUCCAACAAUUUAUUGUCGACAUGUACAUAAAAAUAGAAACCCAAAGGUUGGAUUACUUCAGAACCCAACAAAGAGACGUGCGAACAGAAUGCCUCCAAGGUCUAAUGGAUAGCAUAAGCGUUGGUGAAACAAAGGCAUGCAAUGUUGGGCAAAGAGUUAUCCUACCUACAUCUUUUAUUGGGGGGCGUGACAUGCGCAGAAGGUACAUGGAUGUUAUGGCACUUGUACAGCGGUAUGGGAAACCAGACAUUUUCCUCACCAUUACGUGUAAUCCAAACUGGCCGGAAAUGAAGGAAUUACUGAAGCAUUCCGACGAAGCCCAGAAUAGGCCAGAUUUGAUUGCACGCGUGUUCCGUGCUAAAGUCGAAGAAUUGAAAACAGAAAUCAUAAAGAAAAAAAAAUAUUUGGGGUUGUUGAUGCAUACACUUACGUGAUUGAGUUUCAAAAAUGCGGCCUUCCGCAUGCCCACUUUUUGAUUAUAUUGCGAAAGCAAUAUAAACGGAGGAUGGGUGAUGAAAUUGAUGCAAUCAUUAGUGCUGAAGUUCAUGAUCCUCGAUGUUGUGAAGGCUGGCCGCGAGUUCUUGGAUGCUGGCUUCCACCUAGCAAAUCCUGACAACGAAACAAUCACUCCAAUAGCUAAAGUCCCUGCUAUCAUUCCUCAAGGCCAAAUUACAUGUCACAAUCGAAGAUGAGACAAGAUCUGUCAGUGGAAUAAUGUUUGGCUUGUGCGCUGAAAAGUUAUUACUUAUGACAAGCAGGCAAGUCAUGGAAAUAGAAUCACAGGGGAAAAAAGCUUCAUUCCAUACAUAAACAAGCGACUUGCUAAGGAAGAGUACAUAGUCCAAUCGAGAUCUUCGCAAGACAAUUGGAGCUCAAAAAACAACAAUCCUCGUAGUUCAAAGACAUCUUAUAUCAUAACAUCUUUGCACGAGUCUUCAUUGAACAUAAUAAAGAUGGAUGAAGCAAAUGCUGCCAAUCACACUGCACCCAGUGAAAGCACAAGCACGUCAAGUCCUCCAAUGAAACACAUCAAAACACUGUGACGGAGAGUACACAACCAUCCAAACCAU
This is a messenger RNA of Cuscuta europaea, 2476 nucleotides long. The record is from the annotation of a GenBank genome assembly. NCBI's taxonomy places the organism in Eukaryota, Viridiplantae, Streptophyta, Magnoliopsida, Solanales, Convolvulaceae.